AUGGACGUCUCGGUCCAGAAAGCGCUGGCCGACAAGCUGUAUGACCGUCGCAAAGGAGGCGCCCUGGAACUCGAAGCCAUCAUCCGCGACUCUCUGGCCGCCAACGACCACGUUCGCAUCGAAAAGAUCGUCCACCAGCUCUGCCACGACUACGCCUACGCUGUCCACCAGCCCCACGCCCGCAAUGGCGGCCUCAUCGGCCUGGCUGCCGCUGCCAUCGCCCUCGGUAUCGACGUUGCCCGCUACCUCCGUGAUAUAGUCCCUCCGGUUCUGGCCUGCUUCUCCGAUCAAGACGCCCGCGUACGCUACUAUGCCUGCGAGAGCAUGUACAACAUUGCAAAAGUCGCAAAGGGCGAGAUUCUCAUCUAUUUCAACGACGUCUUCGAUGCUCUGUGCAAGCUGGCUGCCGACACGGAGCUGUCGGUCAAGAACGGCGCUGAGCUCCUCGAUCGCCUGGUCAAGGACAUUGUCGCAGAGUCUGCUGCUUCCUACGUCUCCAUCUUGGACAACGACCUAGAUCCAAACAACGAGGACCCCUUCGCCGAACAGCCCACCGCCUUCUCUCUCGCCAGAUUCAUCCCUCUCCUCCGCGAGCGCAUCUUCGUCAUCAACCCCUUUACCCGCACUUUCCUCGUCAGCUGGAUCACCCUACUCGACUCGAUCCCUGACCUCGAGCUGGUCGUCUUCUUGCCCGACUUCCUUGGUGGACUACUGCGCUUCCUGUCUGACCCCAAUACAGAUGUACAUACCACCACGAAGGUCUGCCUCGACCGAUUCCUCGCAGAGAUCAAGAAGAUCUCGGCUAUCAAGAAGGGUAUCGCUGAGAGCAAGAGAAGCAUGGUCGCCGAGAGUCAACGAAAGCCUUCGAUAUCCAGCAGGGAUGGACUGGACAUGGCCGAUCAAGAUGCCGAUGCACAGCUUGAGAAUACUCAAACAAAUCACGACAAGGCCAGCUCAGACUCGGCUUCUUUUGUCAGCUCCACUAUCGAUGAAAAGGACGACAACGAUGCCGGAGACGAAUGGAUCCCCGGCCAGGACGUGCAAAUUGAACACGCAAAGAUCCUUGAUAUCCUGAUCCAGUUCUUGAACGACUCGGCAGAAGAAGAAAUUCAGAUGACCACGCUUCGCUGGAUCGAAGGCUUCUUCGACAUCUGCCCCGAGGACAUGCUCGCCUUCGUGCCUCGUCUGCUUUCACAAGUCCUGCCAGCUCUGUCGCACCACGUCGAUCAGGUCCGCCAGGCCGCCAACAGAGUCAACACGGCUCUCAUGGCUCACAUCAUGUCGCUUCCCGAAGAUGGCCAGCAACAAAAGACCACCACCGAAUCAACACGCAGAGACUCGAUCCCAAUACGCUCGAGAAAAGUCAUAAGCCCAGACGUGCUGCAAGAGAUGACAGCCUCUGACUCACGUCCCGCAUCUACUACCCCACCUCCACAACCAUUACCUGCCAUCUCCACAGAGCUCGACUAUGAAGCUGCCGUCAACUCUUUGACGUUACAAUUCCUCAACGAGCACGAGCAGACUCGAGUGGCCGCACUCGCUUGGCUGAUCAUGCUACACCGCAAGUCGCCGCGCAAGACUUUGGCUAUUCAUGACGGAACAUUCCCCGCCCUGCUGAAGACCCUCUCAGACCCAGCGGAUGCCGUUGUCACUCGUGACUUGACAUUACUAUCACAGAUAUCCAAGAACAGUGAUGACUCGUACUUCACGUCGUUCAUGGUAAACCUCCUGAAGCUCUUCUGCACAGAUAGAAAGCUGCUCGAGAUCAGGGGAAACCUCAUCAUCCGACAACUGUGCUUGAACCUCAGCGCAGAACGCAUCUACCGUACCCUGGCAGACUGUCUUGAGAAAGACGACGAUGUCGAGUUUGCAAGCAUCAUGGUGCAGAACCUGAAUAAUAAUCUCAUCACCGCACCCGAGCUGGCCGAUCUCAGGAAGCGACUACGAAACCUUGAGAACAGAGACGGUCAGACCUUUUUUGUCACAUUGUUCAGAGCAUGGUGCCACAACGCUGUAGCAACAUUUUCGUUGUGUUUGCUUGCACAAGCAUACGAGCAGGCCUACAAUCUGCUGCAAAUCAUCGCAGAGCUCGAGAUGACUGUCAAUAUGCUGAUUCAAAUCGACAAGCUGGUACAGCUGCUCGAGUCUCCUGUCUUCACAUACCUCCGCCUUCAGCUCCUCGAGCCAGAGCGUUUUCCUCACCUCUACAAGUGUCUCUACGGCCUUCUGAUGCUCCUACCGCAGUCCUCGGCAUUUGCGGCCCUCAAGAAUCGCCUGAAUAGUGUCAGUGCGAUCGGCUACUUGCAUAUUGCCCCAAGGACUGCACCUACGACACCAUCAGUCUCCACCUUUGAUCGACCAAACCGCUUGAAGUCACGAGAAGACCCUGGAAUCAAAUGGUCAGAUCUGUUGGAGAAGUUCAAAUCGGUACAAGAAAAGGCUCGCCGAUCACAGCAGAGAGCCCCACGCUUGACCACUCUUCCCAACGGUCUUACCCUGCCCGACAUGGAUGACGAUCUCGAGUCACCUACCCUCAACAAGGAAGCUUCUGCACCGCCGAAAGAAAAGGUCACUGGUAGGCUGAGUGGACUGGGCAGACCAGGCAGUGCAGCCAGCAUUACCCGGCCUAACCCUACGCCGCAACAGGUACAGGGGCAUCAGAAGAGUAGGAGCAGUCUGAGUCAACUGGGAAGGUUUACGAGAAGUACAGCUGCAAAGGCUACUGGCGGCGCGCUGAAAAAGUAG
Molecule: messenger RNA, 2745 nt
Organism: Aureobasidium namibiae CBS 147.97
Lineage: Eukaryota; Fungi; Ascomycota; Dothideomycetes; Dothideales; Saccotheciaceae
Product: ARM repeat-containing protein
Exons: 2
Coding region: 1-2745 (914 amino acids)
Biological process (GO): positive regulation of kinase activity; phosphatidylinositol biosynthetic process
Cellular component (GO): PAS complex; endosome membrane; fungal-type vacuole membrane
Source: RefSeq, a predicted model, not a curated record